AGUAUGACCCCUUAUGACCCUCGGACCCACAUCAGCCCUCUGCUGAUAUCAUUUGUUCGAUACCCGCGUUGACCCGGCCCCCCAUCACCUUUUCCACAAUUGGUUUUGAUCACUUUCAGGUCAAGGGCUAUGUUUUGUGAUAUCUCCCGCGAACAUUCAGUCCAGACACCCGAUGGAAAGAGAUUCUUUGUCAGAUCUCCGACCAGAGAUGACUGUCGAAGUCGGGAAAAACUGGGUUUCGACCUUUGAUCGCGUGCUAUACCUAUGAAGACAAUUUCCUCCGGCAGUCACUAGUUAUUCUGCCAUAAAACCACCUCCCAAAUCCGACCAUACCUCAGAAAAUCACCACUCCUUACCUUGCUAUCAACUCGUUUUCAGGACGCUAUGGUGCAGAACACGUCUUCGACACCAUCUGCACCCGAGGAACACUUCGACAAGGCUAAGAAACACCUGUGGGCAACUGAUCCCCUCUUACAAGGUCAAUGUACCUCCCAGAGGCUUUCGGAGCCAAGACAGGCGUCGUCAGACAUUUCACCACCCGAUGACAUCGACUGCCACCUCGGUCAAACAGGCACGAGCAGCGAUCCACAAUCCCCCCGGUCGAAAAUGCCUCCAGAGAACUCGGAAUGCAUUUACAAGACGCUAUCUACGAGGAAUCAACAUGUUCUGCCACCGCUUCCGCGUGAGGAAUUCAAUUUCAAUCAAGACCGUCGCUUACCACUACCACGGUGCUGGAAUAACACGGAUCACUCCUUUCCACGGGAAAGACCGCCUACCAGUUUCUGCACUGCCUCAUCUCCAUCUUCCUCAACCGACCCGCGGGGCCGAAAUGAAGGUCGGCAACAACGACCCUCUUACCCCGUUUCCCUCUCGAUCUUCAAUUCCCCUACUGCGACCUACAUGUGGCCCAGCUUUCAGGCUGCGUCGCAGAUGAGACAUCCACCUGUCAUUUACGUCAACUACGACAGCAAAGACUCCACGCGCUCAGCGUCAACCAGUUCCGUGUCAAGUCUUCAUAACUCGCCUACCAUCUCUUCACCAGCAACCUCGCAUCCUGACUACCAGGUUACGAAUGUCAUACCCAGAAAACGCAGCUCUUCGCCCGCUGAGCGCACAUCGCCUGACGGAACACCCUCUUUCACGACCCUUGUGAAGCCGCUGAGCCAUGUAUAUCUUGGAGACAAGGACGCCGGUCCAGGGAAUUCACAGGGAUUACAGCAGAAUGGUGGUCGUCCAAGGCUUCCGGGCCAUGGACCAUCGAAUCAAGUGAUGUCUCCCAACACCUCAUCAAAUUCCGCCUCCUCGGAUGACGAACGGAGGGCACCGCGCGAGGAUAGUCCUCAAGCAAGCGAAGCAAGCGAGCGAUCCAUAACGGCUGGUCCCGUCAUUCGCCGACCUUCUCCAAGGGGCGAUGGGGAAACAUGGGAGAAGUACGCGAAACCAACUCUCUCUGCAGACGGAACUACACGGAGGUGGCAAUGUACUUGGACGGCGACGGAAUUGGGCAGGGUAAUUGAUUGUCAGUACACGUCCAAAAAGCAGCUUGUGAAACGCCACGUCGAAACCACCCAUUUGCGGUUCAAGCCUUUCGUUUGUGAAGUCUGCCAGAAGGGAUUCCCGCAAAAGACAUCGUUAGAUACCCAUAUGCAUGGACACACUGGCUCCACACCUCAUGUUUGUCGAUAUGAAUGUGGAAUGGCGUUCAAGGACCCGGCACGCAGACACAGACACAUGGUAGAAGAACAUGGCUACGUCCCGAGACAAUCGAAAAAGAAGCAUAAGGUUGGGCAGCCUACACAGGAGAUAACAGACUUAGAAUCCGGGCGCCCAUAGAAUGCACAGGAUACGCAACAGGACUGUGAGCAAGCUGGGCCGGUCGCCACAGAGUGGAUCUGAUGUAUUUUAAGUGGACCUCAGUGAGCGUUGAUGGGCGCAUUAUUAUUCGGACAGAUCGGACGUAUAUGUUAUGUAUAUAUUUUUCCGUAUAAUUAUGAAGCGGUG
Pisolithus orientalis is the source of this 2001-nucleotide messenger RNA. RefSeq lists its product as uncharacterized. Gene Ontology annotation, molecular function: RNA polymerase II cis-regulatory region sequence-specific DNA binding; DNA-binding transcription factor activity, RNA polymerase II-specific. The transcript has 9 exons. NCBI's taxonomy places the organism in Eukaryota, Fungi, Basidiomycota, Agaricomycetes, Boletales, Pisolithaceae. The record is from RefSeq and is a predicted model, not a curated record. Gene Ontology annotation, biological process: regulation of DNA-templated transcription. The coding region runs from base 385 to 1833 and encodes 482 amino acids.